Sinocyclocheilus rhinocerous is the source of this 1812-nucleotide messenger RNA. It is a transcript of the gene gltpa, whose product is annotated as glycolipid transfer protein a. The transcript is spliced from 5 exons. The record is from RefSeq and is a predicted model, not a curated record. NCBI's taxonomy places the organism in Eukaryota, Metazoa, Chordata, Actinopteri, Cypriniformes, Cyprinidae. Gene Ontology annotation, molecular function: ceramide 1-phosphate transfer activity; ceramide 1-phosphate binding. Gene Ontology annotation, biological process: intermembrane lipid transfer; ceramide transport. The coding region runs from base 132 to 761 and encodes 209 amino acids. Gene Ontology annotation, cellular component: cytosol; membrane; cytoplasm.
AGUGAAUACUGUAUAUAGUAAACGCUGUCUGUCUGUCCGGCGGUAGUUCCGGGUUCUGUCUUCAUUGCUGCUGUGUUGUCCUCGUCUUAUGUUGUAGGCAAAAAAGUCACUUUCGCCCACUUUAGGCAAUCAUGGCUCUUCUAAUGGAGCACCAGUUCCGGCAACUUCCAGCCGACAAACAAGUGGAAACCCGGCCGUUUCUCGAGGCGGUGUCUCACCUUCCUCCUUUCUUCGAUUGCCUCGGCUCUGCUGUUUUUUCCCCCAUCAAAGCUGAUAUCGCGGGUAACAUCACUAAAAUCAAGGCUGUGUAUGACAGCAAUCCUACCAGGUUUAAAACCCUGCAGCACAUUUUGGAAGCAGAGAAGGAGAUGCAUGGAACCGAGUGGCCAAAAGUAGGAGCAACACUUGCCCUCAUGUGGCUGAAAAGGGGGCUACGCUUUAUCCAAGUUCUUCUCCAGAGUCUAGUGGAUGGGGAUAAAGAUGAAAACAACCCUAACCUCAUCAGAGUCAACAUCACUAAAGCUUAUGAGAUGGCAUUGAAGAAGUAUCAUGGCUGGUUUGUCCAGAAGCUCUUUCAAGCAGCACUAUAUGCCGCUCCAUACAGAUCAGAUUUUCUCAAAGCUCUUUCUAAAGGGCGAGAGGUCAAGGAGGAAGAAUGCUUGGACAAAGUGCGGCAGUUCCUAGUAAACUUCACAGCUACUAUUGACGCCAUCUAUGAAAUGUACACCAAGAUGAAUGCAGAGCUGGACUACACUGUGUGAUCUCACAUUCACACACUUUAGACCUCAUCUACUGCUGUCCCACUGGAUCACUGUUGCCUCCCUGUAGACACCUCCUUAGUCUCCUCAUUGGACCGUUCUUCUCUCCUACUGGAUCCUGCAUCUCCAGCAGUAUACUGUUGUGUUUUCUCUUGGGGGACAAUUAGGGUCCAAGCUGCUGAAGGCUUUGGUGGUUUUGGAAGGGAGGAUGUCUGUUUGUGUUUGUUCUGCUCGUGUUGACCAUUUGAAUGCUUUGGCUUUUCUUUAGAAAAGUAGUGUUCUUAAAAAAGACAGUUUGUGAGCGUUUUAUAACUUUAACUACUAAUCAUUUCUGUUUGAUACAUGCACUUUAAGUAUGUGUAUGGAAUGGUUCUGUAUGUGUUAUAUACUGCAAAUGAGGGUUUUCAUUUGACUUUUUUAAUUAUACCAAAACAAACGUCUGCAGACUCUCUAACCAAAUAUCUGACAUUGACUGUACUGCUGUUAGUUUUUACUUUGGAUUCUAUUUUAUGAGAAAAAAUUACUUGAAUGUGACAUAAAAUAUAAAGAAACCACUUCCUCAGAAGUGACUAAAUGAAGCCACUAUAUUGAGUGGUGAAAGAGUAAAUAGUAAAACGUCUAUGAUAAUUUCUUAAUAAAAAUUUGUCUUUUAAUAAUUUAUUUCUACAAGACUUCUUAAGACUCUUAUUAUAUGGAUGACUGUGAAUCUUCAUAGACGUAAUUGGUCUGAUGCUUUGUUUAUGUAAUGUAAUGGAUGAGUAUUGUUGGUUUUAAUUUGUCAUUCCCAAAGGUUAAUUUUAUUCAAACUAACUGCUUUUUAGAAAUAAAUGUUAAUUUAUGGAAAUGAUUUGUUCUUUAUUCCAGCUGCCUUGUGCUUCGUUUUAUGACAUUACAGACUUAUUUCACUUUGCUUGGUCAGUAGGCAAACACUGAUGAACCACAUCUCAGUUCUGUCCCAGGUUAACCACUAUGCAACAACACUAAUGCAUUUCAUAGGACAACAUACAGUGCAUUCUGACGAUGUUAUUUUAACCAGUGGAGUUGACAUCAAUAA